AUGCAGACUCCGGCGACCAUGGUGAUGGGGAUCGUCUUCGCCCCCUUGGGUCUGGUGCUGCUCUUCACCGCGGCCAUCACCCCCCAGUGGAGAGAGGGCCACACGCGUCUAGACUUGGCCGGGCCUGGCUCUGUUCUCCUCAGGACUGUGGUGAAAAGCCACGGUCCCGGAGUCCGCCCGGCAACCACGGACAGUCUGCUGCUGGUCCGCUCAGAUGGGUUAUGGGAGAGUUGUCUGCAGUUGGAGCACUCCGAGCUAAAGCAGUGCUGGCCAGUGGCGGGUCCUUAUCAGCGAGACCGCCGGGUCCGCCUGGGGCAGGGUUUGGUCCUGACGUCCUUGUUCCUGUGCGGAACCGGCAUCCUCCUCUCCUGCAUCGGGGUCCGCUGUUGGACGGAUCUCCCGCUUCGAGGGGUGGCAGCGACCGGGGGGCUCCUGGUGGUGGUGGCUGGGGUGCUCAGCAUGACUGCGCUGGUGGUGUACACCCACAACCUGCACAGGCUGGGGACAGAGAACCUCCAGAAAAACCUGAACAGUGCCAGGUUCCCUCAGCUCAGCUUGCGCCCAGCUGGCUCGCUCUACUUUGGAUGGUUGGGUUCGUGCUUACAGGUACUGGGAGGGGGCGCCCUCGUGUUCAGCUUCAAGAGACCGCGAUGCAGAACCUGCCCCGAGUUCGCGGCCUGUCCCGCGUGUCGGCCGUGCUCGGAGAUUCGCAACAAGCCCGACUCUGACAUGUAUGAAGUCAGCUGUUAAGAUGGGACCAUGACUUUCAAAUUCAUCUGCAACAGUGAUCCAGUGCCGGGGGUUCUCAAACUUUUUGGGUCCAAGGACCACACUUUCUAGAUCAGACAAAAAUAUGGCUUGGCUAAAUGAAGUUUCUCCCCUCAGUGUGUGGCACGACGAUGCCACUAUGUAGUGCCCAAGCAAUCUUUUUAUAUGGAAAUGACUUUAGCUACAAAAAUAGCAAAUUGGUGAGAGUUAAUUA
Messenger RNA from Syngnathoides biaculeatus (alligator pipefish), 982 nucleotides. It is a transcript of the gene cldn23l, whose product is annotated as claudin 23-like. Lineage: Eukaryota; Metazoa; Chordata; Actinopteri; Syngnathiformes; Syngnathidae. The record is from RefSeq and is a predicted model, not a curated record. The coding region runs from base 1 to 750 and encodes 249 amino acids. Gene Ontology annotation, molecular function: structural molecule activity. The transcript has a single exon. Gene Ontology annotation, cellular component: plasma membrane; bicellular tight junction. Gene Ontology annotation, biological process: bicellular tight junction assembly; cell adhesion.